Chelonoidis abingdonii (Abingdon island giant tortoise) is the source of this 1141-nucleotide messenger RNA. NCBI's taxonomy places the organism in Eukaryota, Metazoa, Chordata, Testudines, Testudinidae. The record is from RefSeq and is a predicted model, not a curated record.
AUGGCGAUCAAGUCCCUUGCUGCCAAGAACGUCUCCGGAGUCGACAGCAAAGUGAGCUCUACCACGGCAGACGGCGAGCUAGUUCACUACCACUACGGGCUAAAGGACUUCAUCACCAUCCUCUUCUACAUCUUCAUAGCAAUCAUCCUGCAUAUGGUGUUGCAGGACUACGUCCUGGAUAAAAUCAACAGGCGGCUCCAUCUCUCCAAGGUCAAACACAGCAAGUUCAACGAAUCGGGGCAGCUGGUAGCGUUCCAUCUCACCUCCAUGAUCUGGUGCUUGUAUGUAGUGGUGACGGUAAGCUAUGGCCGAGGGCCCAGCCGAGACGCGGCAUGGUCCAUUUCAGGUUUCCUUUUGCAGAGAUUGGGCCUAGGCUGAAGGAGUCUGCUGCAGAUACCUGCUCACAUGGGUACUUUAGCAAUCCCUCUGCUGGGUGUUUUCUGUGCAUGUUGGUUUGAGGCAGGGACUGCCUAUACUCUCAUUGGUAAGAAUCCCUCCAAAAUUACUUACUGUGCAGGGUUGGGGAGUCUCAAGAGAGCAGGCAACCAGACACCAGAGCUUCACAUACAGUGGAGGCUCCGUGUAUUGCUUGGUGAGCGGGACUUGGUCUCUGUCAGAGUUCGGGCAUUGCACAGCAGAUGGAAAAUUCUGUGUCCGUUUCGCUGAGCUAAAAACGGGCUUGAAUGAACUCAAUUUGAGAGUGAAUCAUGCAGUCGGUGCAGCAGCACCUGUGCUGUUCAUUUUGACAUUGUAUUUAAUUGAUUUGAAGCUGUUUCCAAACUUUAAGUUGUCAAUGUGACACCAACUCUGUAUUGUCAAGACGUAAUAAUAAUGAUAAUAAAUACCUGCCUUUUAUAUAGCACUUUUUAUGACCAGCUCGCAAAGCACACAAUGAAACUGCAUUGUGGAAGUUAUCAUAGGGAGCACUGGAGGAUCUUGGCAUCUUGGGGAGGAGUAGGAGACAGUUUGGGACCAGCCCAUGGAAUGAGCACAUCAGUUGGGUGUUUCUGCAAAAACUUUCAGCAGUGAGACAGCAGCGCUGUCAUUUAAACUGUCACUUCAGGAUUCAGUCAGUACGUGUACAUACGUACACACACACACAGACAGUUAACCCCUCUAAGCUGUUGUUUCAGGCUGCCAG